AUGGAAAAAUUCAAGCAAGUUCAUGCCCAAAUUCUAAAGUUGGGCCUUUUCUGGGAUUCUUUCUGUGGCAGCAAUCUUGUUGCCCCUUGUGCUUCAUCCAGAUGGGGCAGCAUGGAGUAUGAUUGCUCAAUCUUCAGGCAAACUGGGGAACCUGGGAGCUUUGAGCACAAUACCACGAAUACAGGAAAUAUCAAUAGCAUGAAUCUAGAAAAAGAUUUGUUGUUUUAUGUUGAGAUGCUUGAAAGAGGAAUUGAAACUGACAACACCUACCUACCCCUUUGUACUCAAGAUGCUCUCAAGGAGGGAGCGCAAAUUCAUGGUCAAGUUUUUAAGGCAGAUCUUGAGGAUGAUAUCUUUGUGCAAAUUGGCUUGAUCGGCAUGUAUGGUGAGUGUUGGGAAAUAAAGCAUGGGAUCUUGUUGCAGAACAUUAGUGAGCUCAAUGUUGUUGUCAAGACCUCACUAAUUGAUUCGUAUGUGAAAUGUGGGAGUCUUGAGAAAGGGCUCUCCUUUCAUGGGUGCGGUACGGAUGCUCCAAGGGUUUUCACUGAAAUGCUGGAAGAAGGUUUAGCACCUGAUGAUGUUGUUUAUGUGGGUCACUAUGGUUGCAUGGUGGAUCAUAUGGGGAGAGCUGGGAUGCUCAAGGAAGCCUAUGACCUCAUAACAAGCACGACAAUUAAGCCUAAUGAUGUGGUUUGA
Sphenostylis stenocarpa is the source of this 696-nucleotide messenger RNA. NCBI's taxonomy places the organism in Eukaryota, Viridiplantae, Streptophyta, Magnoliopsida, Fabales, Fabaceae. The record is from the annotation of a GenBank genome assembly.